AUGAUUGCAAAGUCUAUGGCUGUCCCAUUGCUAGAUACGAUUCCUUAUGAUACGAGAAAUACCGUCAAGGAAAGCAUAUAUCGUUUAACAAAUCAGUCUCUUUCAACAGGAUCCAUACUACUAAGUAGCGGCUAA
This is a messenger RNA of Entrophospora candida, 135 nucleotides long. The record is from the annotation of a GenBank genome assembly. NCBI's taxonomy places the organism in Eukaryota, Fungi, Glomeromycota, Glomeromycetes, Entrophosporales, Entrophosporaceae.